Molecule: messenger RNA, 879 nt
Organism: Thunnus maccoyii (southern bluefin tuna)
Lineage: Eukaryota; Metazoa; Chordata; Actinopteri; Scombriformes; Scombridae
Gene: gatd3l
Product: glutamine amidotransferase class 1 domain containing 3, like
Exons: 6
Cellular component (GO): mitochondrion
Source: RefSeq, a predicted model, not a curated record
UCAAUACGGCGUCAGAUAGGGAAGAGAAAAAAAAGUAGAAAAAUAUUAUUGUGUGGAUUUGUGAAUCACAAUGUGUUCCAGGUUUUCUCAGGAUGUGGCUGGUGGGAUGGGACUGAUGUCCAUGAGGGAGUAUACACCAUGUACCACCUGAGCCGCAACGGCGCUCGAUUCCAGAUGUUUGCUCCAAAUCAGCAGCAGAUGCAUGUGAUGGACCACAUGAAAAAGCAACCUAGCUCUGGCGAGAACCGGAACAUGAUGAUGGAGUCGGCUCGCUUCAGUCAUAAUCAGGGGAUGAUGCAAAUGCAAGACCUGUCCAAGCUGGAUGUGAACAGCUUUGAUGCCCUCAUCUUUCCUGGAGGCCACGGCGUCACCAAGAAUCUAUCCUCUUUUGUGAAGGAUGGCAAGGACUGCAAGUUGCAUAAUGAUGUGGAAAGGGUGCUUAAAGAGUUCCAUCGUUCCCGCAAGCCUAUUGGACUGGCCAGCAUGGCUCCCUUGCUGGCCUGCCGCGUGCUGCCGGGCAUCGAGGUGACCAUGGGCUACGAACGGGAUGAAAGCACUCGCUGGGGGAACUGGCCUCACACGAACAUGGUUCAGGCUGUAAAGAGCAUGGGUGCUCGCCACAAUGUGCGUGAGCCAUACGAAGCCUAUGUGGACGAGAAGAACAAAGUGGUCAGCACCCCUUCCUUCAUGUGGGAGACCGAGUAUCACUAUCACUAUAUUUUUGAUGGCAUUGGAAAUAUGGUCAAACAUGUCAUGCGCAUGUCAACCAAGUGAGCUGAGAUGAGGCGCUGGAAGAAGUUGGUGCUGACGUGCGACUCACAUCUCUGUAAUGUGAUGAAUUCUUACCUGAAACAAUAUAAAUGCUUUAGAUAAAUAGCA